This is a messenger RNA of Pecten maximus, 315 nucleotides long. Its product is annotated as mitochondrial import inner membrane translocase subunit TIM14-like. The transcript has 5 exons. Gene Ontology annotation, molecular function: ATPase activator activity. Lineage: Eukaryota; Metazoa; Mollusca; Bivalvia; Pectinida; Pectinidae. Gene Ontology annotation, cellular component: PAM complex, Tim23 associated import motor. Bases 1 to 315 code for a protein of 104 amino acids. Gene Ontology annotation, biological process: protein import into mitochondrial matrix. The record is from RefSeq and is a predicted model, not a curated record.
AUGGCUGCUGUAGGAGUGGCUGGCCGUGCCUACUUGAAAUAUGGAAAAAAUGCACACCAGAAAGUGAAGCAAACACUUGACUCAAUUCCAAAUGGGUCAUUCAGUAAAUACUACAAAGGAGGAUUUGAUCCAAAAAUGAACAAACGAGAGGCCGGUCUUAUCUUAGGUGUCAGCCCCAAUGCAAGCAAGGCCAAGGUGAAGGAGGCACACAAAAGAAUAAUGCUUUUAAACCACCCAGACAGAGGCGGAUCACCCUAUUUAGCAGCCAAAAUAAAUGAGGCAAAGGACUUCGUAGAUUCAAGUUCAAAGAAAUGA